AUGGCUGCCAUCGUGGUGCAAGAUGAGUAUGUCCGGGUUAACACUUCGGAACCGGACCGUAACGGAGUCUUGGAUGCUAUGAAGCAACUUCUGGCGGGCGCAACUGUGCACUCCGAUUACAUGAGCUUCGGACCCAGCACCGAACAGCGGAUGUUGGAGGAGGCCUACCAGGGUGUUACCACCCAAUGCGCGGCCCAAAUCGCUCUGACGAAUUCCGAAGCCCAGGUCCCCAAUCUCAUCGAGAUGACAUACGUUGGCGAUGAGGGACUCUCCAAGCUAAAGCCAACCGCAAGGUUGAGCCCGAAGAGGAAGAAAGUCCUCAUCUUUGUCAGCGACUCAUCUACUGCGCUUUGUAAGGCAAACCGGAAAGGAAAGCUGACUAAGGGAGAUUUGGCGGUUGAAGUGGACAACGUGGCGCUCAGUUGCGGUUACCUCCACGAACACCUCAAGGUCGCGGCGGUGGAUUACCCCGACGCCUUGGUGGAUAUCAUCGUCUGGUGGGCCGGCAAUGAGAUCAGGACAGCGACCACCGAGCAAGUGGCGAAGAAGAUUCGCCGAGCUGCUGACUCCUUAGCCGCCCGCAAGGGUGAGCCCGGUAACGAGAUUGGCUUCAUCAAGAUCAUUGGGAAGGUUGAUUCCGAGUUGUUUCAGCUGCAUAACGCCUAUGACGACUUUAACGAAGCCAUGUUUACGGAGUUCACGAACCGAGGCUUGCAGACCCAAUCGGCGACCACCUGUGUGGGGAACCUCGAGCUGUAUGACGCGUUCCACGCCUCUGAGGCUGAGCAUAACAGAGAGGUAUUCACCGCGUACAUACACGCAACACUGUGCGUCAGUCGUGCCGAAUGGCUGGCUGAGAUGAUGCAGAUCGCGAUCAAGCCUUUGCGCCGCCAGUUUAAGCACAAAGAGCCCAACAACGCUGGAAGCCCAUCUGCCACAAAGGCUCUCCGUGACUGGCACGCCGAGAAAGAGAGGAUCAAGGCUGCCAGGGAGGGUGUCAAGAUCAAGAAGGAGCACUCCGAGAUCACGGAGGAGGAUAAAGCGUGGGAGCAGCCGGAUGUGGCCAAAGAUGUGCCGGACUUUGGACCCACCACCACGGCGGAGAGCAUUGCUGAGUGCGUCAACGACGUGGUGGUCCAAGACGCCGACGGCAAAGUCUCAUAUCAACCACCAAGCGAUGUGGACUUAGUCGAUGCUGGGGAUUAUGAUGUUCCAAUUCAAUCGUCAACGGGCCGGGUGAUCGAAGAUGCAGCGCCGACCACGGCAAAGGCUGCACCGACCAAGAAGUCCGACCAAGACGAGGACAUCCUCAGACGCGAGAUGUACGUCGACUAUAGCGCCCCGCAAGGGGUAGCCACAUCCACAGGGUCUCCGGCGCAGGAGUACUUCUACAACGGUGCAGCGCACCGCAUGCUGCCACUCAAUCCACAAGACAUUCGGGGAGACGCCGAUGUGAAAUUCAAUCAUGGCGAUCUCAAGUUUCUCUCCCUUCUGCUACGUGGUCACGAGCUCGAGCAGCAUGGCUUGGUCUUCGACAAAGGAUGUUGGACCGAUGUCGACAAGCUUCUUGACAGGUUAAACUACUGCCGCCAUCGGCGAUGGGGAGUGAGGCAGCUCCUUAGGGCAGCCAAGGCUGACAAAAAGAGGCGAAUCAGGUUGCUGGGCAUUGACGUCCCAAUGAAGGAGACAAUCGGACAGGAUCUUUUCCCUGUCAGGAUCCGCAUUGCCCAAGGCCACAACGAGAGAUUGGUUAGCGACGAGGAGGCUGACUAUCUCCUUGCAACGGCGUGGUACAGCAACUUGGACGCUGACGAGGCUGAGCUUAGAUCGAGUGAGUUUGGUGUCACAGUGCUUCCGGCCGCCGACGCCCCGAAAAGGAUCUACCGUCGCGCGACCGUCAGCGGCCUCCAGUCGAUCCUCAAGAAGAUGCCGUCGACAACAACCUCGGUGGAAGAGUUCGCAGACGUUGCCAUGGACGACGAUAAAGCCACCCGCAAGGUUGAGCCUUCUGCUGCUGUGGAUGUCGACAGUGACACAACCGAUGCGGGAGAGGACGACCCCUAUCCACUCGGGUCGUUCCCCUGCUCCAAUUGCCAAGCGGUUGUGGCCAAGGGGAUGCUCUUUUGCCUCAAAUGCAAAGCACCCCAGACGGAUGAAUCCUCUAAGGUGACAAAGAAGUUCUUUGAAAACAAAGGACUCCGUCUUCGCCUUCUCGCCACAGCCGCCGCAGGGGCACGGAAGCCAAUCGAAAAUCUGAUUAGCGCUGACUUCCGACAGCUGAACGCUUCCACGAAGAAGCGGGGCCAAAUGUCGGCCGAG
This is a messenger RNA of Symbiodinium necroappetens, 2319 nucleotides long. The record is from the annotation of a GenBank genome assembly. Lineage: Eukaryota; Dinophyceae; Suessiales; Symbiodiniaceae.